AUGGAAAAGGUGGACACCACAAAGCGUUUGUCGCAGCUGCGCGAUCGCAUGCGGGAACAUAAACUUGAUGUCUACAUUGUGCCUUCGGAAGACAGUCACCAGUCAGAAUACAUUGCACCUUGCGACGCAAGGAGGGCAUACAUCUCUGGUUUCACUGGGUCCGCUGGCACGGCCGUUAUUACCCUCGAGAAAGCAGCUCUGUCGACAGAUGGACGCUAUUUCAAUCAGGCUUCGAAGCAGCUCGAUGAAAACUGGCUGUUGUUGAAGCAGGGCAUGGAAGACGUCCCCACGUGGCAGGAAUGGACUACAGAGCAGGCAGAGGGCGGCAAAACAGUCGGCGUCGAUCCCACCGUAAUUACAGCUUCAGAUGCUCGCAAACUAAGUGAGACAUUGAAAAAGAAGUCACAUGCUACACUGGUCGGGGUCUCGGAGAACCUCGUUGAUAACAUCUGGAAUGACAGGCCACCCAGGCCGGCAGAGAGAGUUAUUGUCCUCUCCGAAAAGUAUGCUGGAAAGCCUUACCAACAGAAACUCGAUGAUCUUCGCAAAGAGUUGAAGAAGAAGAAGGCUGUUGGAAUGGUUGUCUCGAUGCUUGACGAGGUCGCUUGGCUUUUCAAUCUCCGCGGAAGUGAUAUCCCAUAUAACCCUGUGUUCUUCUCCUACGCAGCUGUUACACCAAACUCGGCUACGCUGUAUAUCGACUCGGCCAAGAUCGGGUCGGAAGUGAGAGAGCACCUCGAAGGAGCAGUGGAAAUCAAAUCUUACGACGACCUCUUUUCUGAUCUCACGAGCAUCGCCGAAACAGCAGCCAUUGAAUUUCAGACCAACGGAGUCACUAAAUCCCAUCCUAAUAGACUUCUGCUCUCCAAUAAAUCGUCUUGGGCGCUAUAUCUUGGCUUGGGUGGCGAAGACAAGGUUGAAGAGUCUCGAAGUCCUAUCGCAGACGCGAAGGCUAUCAAGAAUCCCACUGAACUUGAGGGGAUGCGACAAUGCCACAUCCGCGAUGGUGCUGCGCUUAGUGAAUACUUUGCCUGGCUGGAAGGAGAACUACACAAUGGAUCAUGGGUUGACGAAGUCCAGGCGGCUGACAAGCUCGAGGCGAUCAGGUCAAAAGGGGAGCAUUUCGUUGGGCUAUCUUUUGACACUAUUUCAGCUACAGGACCCAACGCCGCCGUGAUACACUACUCGCCCGAGAGGGGGAAUUGUUCAACAAUUGAUGUAAGAGCUGUAUACCUGUGUGAUUCUGGGGCUCAAUACCUCGAUGGCACCACCGACACGACGAGGACUUUACAUUUCGGUACCCCAAGUGAUAUGGAGAUCAAAGCAUACACUUUGGUGCUCAAAGGGGUCAUUGCUCUAGACCGCGCCGUCUUUCCCAAAGGCACGACAGGAUUCGCCAUCGACGCGUUCGCUCGCCAACAUCUGUGGCGUGAGGGACUUGACUACCGGCACGGCACUGGUCAUGGAGUGGGUUCCUACCUCAACGUCCACGAAGGCCCUAUUGGAAUUGGCACGCGCGCCGCAUAUUCGGAAGUCUCGCUUAGUAUCGGCAACGUCAUCUCCGACGAGCCAGGAUAUUAUGAAGACGGCAACUUCGGGAUCCGGAUCGAGAACAUGAUCAUGGCUUGUGAGGCCAAGACGAAUCACAAGUUUGGAGAUAAGCCCUGGAUCGGGUUUGAACAUGUGACUAUGGUGCCCAUGUGCAGGAAAUUGAUUGAUCCAAGUCUCUUGGACCCGGAGGAGAGAGCGUGGUUGAAUGCGUAUCAUGAGGAGGUGUGGGAGAAGACCAGUGGGUUUUUUGACAAGGACGAGAGAACCACGAAGUGGUUGAGGAGGGAGACUGCCCCGAUUUGA
Cladophialophora psammophila CBS 110553 is the source of this 1854-nucleotide messenger RNA. RefSeq names its product xaa-Pro aminopeptidase. The coding region runs from base 1 to 1854 and encodes 617 amino acids. Gene Ontology annotation, molecular function: metalloaminopeptidase activity. The record is from RefSeq and is a predicted model, not a curated record. The transcript is spliced from 2 exons. NCBI's taxonomy places the organism in Eukaryota, Fungi, Ascomycota, Eurotiomycetes, Chaetothyriales, Herpotrichiellaceae.